AUGCACAACAAGCGAACGGGUAAGUAUGUCCUGUGGGCUCACAUUGACAGCGCCGACUAUGGUGAGGCGAAGAUUGGGGUCGCAAUAGGCGACAGCGUUUGCGGAAAGUACUCGUAUCUACGCAGCGAGCGACCACUGGGCUUCGAGAGUAGAGAUUCUGGCGUGUUUGUCGAUGACGACGGCAAGGGCUAUCUACUGACCGAAGACCGCCGCAACGGCCUACGCAUCAACGCACUGUCUGAUGAUUAUCUCAGCGUUUCCAGCAAUGUCUACGUCUGGAAAGAAAAAUACGAGUCUCCGGCCAUGAUCAAACACGAAGGCGUUUACUUCAUGUUCGCCUCGCAGCUUACGGGGUGGAGCCCGAAUGACAACUACUACAGCACGUCGACGUCUCUCUCGGGUCCAUGGUCGUCGUGGCAAAAGUUCGCCGACUCUGGGUCCAACACGUACGCUUCUCAAACAAGCUUUGUACUGUCUGUGGGGGAUGGGUACGUGUACAUGGGGGACCGAUGGCACAGUGAAAAUCUGAUGAGAAGCACAUACGUAUGGUUACCGGUUGAGAUAUCUGGAACGACGGCUAGCAUGAAGAACGCUGUCAACUGGAUCCUGGACCCCGGUACUGGAGCCAGCAGGGCCGGGCCCAAAGAAAACAUGUACGAAGGCGAGACGGCAGAGCUUGCUAACGGAGCUAUAUCUCAAGCAUGCUCCUCGUGCUCGGGCUCGAAGGCAAUUGGGUACAUUGGCGGCGUGCCCUCGGGGUCCGCCACGUUUUCCAAGGUGGAAUCUUCAGCAACGACGCGCACGACUGUAAGGAUCAAGCAUCUCAACGGCGACAAGCAGCAAAGGUAUGCAGCCAUCAGUGUGAAUGGGAAAUCGCAGAGGGCGGCGUUCUUGCCAGACGGGGGAGGAGGCCCGGCAAGUUCAGUGGUGCACGUCAACGUGGAGCAGGGCGUCAACGAAGUCAAGGUUGGCGGGGUGGAUGAGGGCUGGGGGCCGGACAUUGACAGGGUGUUUGUUCCCGUAGAGUGA
This is a messenger RNA of Alternaria metachromatica, 1029 nucleotides long. RefSeq lists its product as uncharacterized. Gene Ontology annotation, biological process: carbohydrate metabolic process. Lineage: Eukaryota; Fungi; Ascomycota; Dothideomycetes; Pleosporales; Pleosporaceae. The transcript has 2 exons. The coding region runs from base 1 to 1029 and encodes 342 amino acids. The record is from RefSeq and is a predicted model, not a curated record. Gene Ontology annotation, molecular function: hydrolase activity, hydrolyzing O-glycosyl compounds.